Molecule: messenger RNA, 1072 nt
Organism: Fundulus heteroclitus (mummichog)
Lineage: Eukaryota; Metazoa; Chordata; Actinopteri; Cyprinodontiformes; Fundulidae
Product: claudin-11-like
Exons: 3
Coding region: 310-963 (217 amino acids)
Biological process (GO): cell adhesion; bicellular tight junction assembly
Cellular component (GO): plasma membrane; bicellular tight junction
Molecular function (GO): structural molecule activity
Source: RefSeq, a predicted model, not a curated record
CUCUUUCCUGUGGAUGAAGCACUAUAACGGGACGCAGUGCAGCAGCUCUAUUAAGCUGAAUUUCUGAAACCUUUUUAUGCGUUUUCUUCCGCUUAGAAAGGCGACACUUAGGCCAGUUCUUCUAGAUUAAUUAAGAAAAGGGUCGCGCUAAAAUAUUUUAUUUUAUAUCGCUGAGACAGCACUUUAGUCGGGUUUUUAUUCACUUCCGACAAGAAAAUAAGUAUUUUACGUCUAAAAGCCCUUAGAAGGUAAAACAUCCGCUGAUCAUUGGUAUUUUCUGGCACGCGUAAAGACGCACGGCGGAUCUCCAUGGCGCACAUCUGCAGGCAGCUGCUUGGCAUCGGCGGGAGCUGCGCCGGCUGGGUCGGGCUCAUCUUCGCCACGGCCACCAACGACUGGGUCCGGACGUGCGACUACUCGGUGGCCACCUGCCUGCGCAUGGACGAGCUGGGCUCCCGCGGCCUGUGGGCGGAGUGCACGGUGUCUCCGUCCCUUUACCACUGCUCCACGCUGGACCAGCUGUUCUCCCUGCCGGCGUACGUGCAGGUGUCCCGGGCCUUGAUGAUCGCUGCGUGUCUUCUGGGCGUCCCUGCCAUCCUGCUGGUCCUCAUGUCCAUGCCCUGCAUCCGGCUUCCCACCAGUUACCCCACCGCCGUCAAGAAGCGCAACACCCGAGUGGGCGGCGCCCUCUUCAUCAUCAUGGCGGUUCUGGGUGCGGUGGCCACCAUCUGGUUCCCCAUCGGCGCCAACACAGAGAAGCACCUGAUGUCCUUCGGCUACUCUCUGUACGCCGGCUGGGUGGGAGCCGGCCUCUGUCUGCUGGGCGGCGUCAUCAUCCUGUGGUUCCUGGUGGCCCUCAUCAGCAACCCCACCAGGGAGAACAGCUUCUUCUACUCCAGGCGGGGCGGCAGCGCCCGGGAGGUGGAGCGGCCCGCCAACCACGCCAAGAGUGAGCGUGUGUGAGCGUCUGUCCACCUGCUGGCUGAGCUUCAGUGUUUUAUUCCUCCCAUGUCUCUAAGAUAAUCCACCACUGAUUUAGCAUCUAGUAAUCUUUAAUCUGAAAUGUAUCUAA